Molecule: messenger RNA, 1058 nt
Organism: Sinocyclocheilus anshuiensis
Lineage: Eukaryota; Metazoa; Chordata; Actinopteri; Cypriniformes; Cyprinidae
Exons: 5
Coding region: 216-842 (208 amino acids)
Biological process (GO): negative regulation of canonical NF-kappaB signal transduction
Source: RefSeq, a predicted model, not a curated record
UCCUGACACAUACUGUUUGCUUGUUUUAGUACAUUUUUCGCCGGAGAGCAUAUUCGGCAUCAUCAUCCGAGACAGUAGAGUGGCAGGCGUAAAAUAUAUCUUCAGUUGUACCGGGUUGAUCACGGAUAUUUGGAUAUAAAGUCUUCAAGACUGCAAGCUCAAAGACUUUUAAGUAAGUUUUAUUUUUCAUUUACUCCACUGAUAACCGCUCUUAGAUGGAGGAGGCGUAUGCAGCACUGUACCAGGAGUUUGUCCGUCUCCAGUCACUCUGCUUAAAACAAGCAGCAAUAAUACAACAUCUCUCUGACACAAUACAACGACAACAAGGUUUGGCCACGGCUCCAACUAGGAACUUUGAAAAGCCGUGUCAGUGCACAGAGGAAAAGUCAGGACACCGAGCCCAUGCUGCAGAACACCAUGAGCAAGAACCUCUAAGAGAUCCCAAUGGACCACACAUACUGGGCUCUCAAACUGGUAAUGAUCUCAGUCAUAUUGAUAGAGGACUAGACAAACUGCAUCUUAACCUGGACAUGCCAGAUCAGAAACAGGACAACCACGAUAAAGCAGUUUUCCACUAUCCGGUAAAGACGGAAGAAAACAGUGCCUGGGAUGACCUGAGGAGAGUUGAGCAACAUUAUUAUGCUAACCAGACUUCACAAAGACUGCGGAGGCCCUGGUCAUCCUCCUUUCUGGACAGUGAGCUGGUCAGUCAAGCCGGAGGGCUGUUCAUGUCUGGAGUCACGCUGCAGUCGCAGGUGUGUGAGUUCUGUCACGCUGUGUUUCCUGGACACACAAGCACCCGCGGAGAGUUUCUGCGUCACCUCACUACUCACAUGACCUGAAGGAAAGCAAGGCUGGGAAUCAAAUUCAUCAAAAAAUGAAGAUGAGAUGAUAAGUGAACACUUAUGCCAGUAAUGGACUGUCAUAUGUUUGAUUUUGAAACUAUUGGAGGUUUGGUCAGUGAUUUUUUUUUUUUUUAUUAAAUUAAAUUACACAACGUUGUACUGCAAGUACUUAAUAUGAUAAAGUGAGAAGAACAACAAAAAAUGUUAUGCAUG